Molecule: messenger RNA, 472 nt
Organism: Colletotrichum phormii
Lineage: Eukaryota; Fungi; Ascomycota; Sordariomycetes; Glomerellales; Glomerellaceae
Exons: 1
Coding region: 104-382 (92 amino acids)
Source: RefSeq, a predicted model, not a curated record
AGCAGCCACUGACGUCUUUGGAUCAGAUCCGGAGAUCAUCUCAAUAGCUCCUCACGCUCUUACCAGGCUAUGGAUCAUCUACCUACAAAAUGUUGAUCCUUUGAUGAAGAUACUCCACGUACCCACGAUUCAACCAGUCAUGCUCGGCGUGGCAGCCAAACCUCAAGGAGCGGACAACAUGACACUGGCUGUUCUUUACGCUACUGCCUUUGCGGCAACAACCAGUAUGUCCAGCACCGAGGUCGCAACGCAGCUAGGUGUAGAGAGGUUGGUUCUUCUUCGCCACUUCAUGCGGGAGAUAGACGGCGCAUUCACGAGAGCUCAAUUUUUACUCUAUCCUAAUGUCCAGGGGUUGAAAGCUCUGGCAAUAUACUUGGUAUGACAAUGUUGUUCUACCGUCAAUACUCUGUGACAAAGCUGAUCACACAGAUAGACGGCGCUGAGGACCUUCGACACUGGUCGAACCAUCUGG